Colletotrichum siamense is the source of this 1011-nucleotide messenger RNA. RefSeq names its product Deoxyribonuclease Tat-D. Gene Ontology annotation, cellular component: cytosol. Lineage: Eukaryota; Fungi; Ascomycota; Sordariomycetes; Glomerellales; Glomerellaceae. The transcript is spliced from 2 exons. The record is from RefSeq and is a predicted model, not a curated record. Gene Ontology annotation, molecular function: 3'-5'-DNA exonuclease activity. The coding region runs from base 1 to 1011 and encodes 336 amino acids.
AUGGCAUCCGACCUCCUCGCCGGGUUUCCGGCCCAAGCCCCAGCUAAACCGUCAACCAAACUCCGAUUUGCAGAUGUCGCAGUUACCGCCACCGCAAAGGAUUUCGCAGGUAUCUACAGAGGCAAACAGUAUCACCAACCAGACUUCGAUGCAGUGCUCGACCGCGCGCUCGCCGCAGGCGUUGAGAAGGUGAUGCUGACGGGCAUGUCUCUUUCGGAUGCCGCAACGAACCUAUCCAUCGCAAAAUCACGCCCAGAGGGUUCAUGUUUCGUCACGAUCGGCAUCCACCCGUACCACGCAGCCGAACCGGAUACAGAACCGGAUGGCGGCGAGGACGGCCACUUUGCCAAGCUCGCGCAGACAGUCCGUGAUGUGUUAGUCCCGACGUCUGGUGGGAUCAGUCUGCUGGCCGCUUUCGGUGAGCUGGGUCUGGAUUACGACCGGCUCAAUCACGCCUCCAAGGAAGCGCAGGUCCGCACGUUCAAGCGCCAAUUAGACCUCUUCGUUGCGGAAAAACUUGAUCUGCCGCUCUUUUUGCACUGUCGUGCAGCGUAUGAUGACUUUGUGGAGGUUAUCAAGCCGUACCUCCCCAAUCUUCCCCGACGAGGACUUGUGCACUCCUUCGUGGGGAGCGCGGAGCAGAUGAAGGGGCUGGUUGAGAUGGGUUUCGACGUUAGUGUCAAUGGCUUCAGCUUCCAGGACAGGGAAAGCUUGGAGAUGGUCCGAGAAAUUCCAUUGGACCGGCUGCAGAUCGAGACAGAUGCGCCUUGGGGAGAGAUCCCUGCCGGCUCGGAGGUGGCGAAAAAGUACCUUACCAACGCCCCGAGUCUGCCCCAGAGUAAGAAGAAAGACAAGUUCGAGUUGGGCUUGAUGGUAAAGGGGCGCAAUGAGAGCUGUACGAUGGAUCGAGUUGCGUUCGUGGUUGCUGGGUUGAAGGGAAUCACCGUGGAGGAGGUGGCGGAUGCUGCAUGGAGAAAUAGCGUGAAGAUGUUUGGUUUAGGAGAAAAAUGA